AUGUCGGGAGCAGAGAAUUCGGUGCAGAAGCAACAUGAAGAAAGCACAGCCGUAUACGAAGGGAUCGGUCGCUAUGCAGCGUACGCUGCGCGCCUGCGCACGCUUAUCACAACGGGUUCACGUUACAUUGCAUACUCGUCGGACAUUGGCGAGGCGUUCCGCCCAUUGACCAAGCCAAUUGUGGUCAGUGCAGCGUACGGGAUCAGCUGGGCAUACAUUAUUUCGGACGUUGGAUAUACAGUAUGGCAUGCAAGCAAUCAUAUGGACCCGAAUGAUUCGAGCUACAAGAAAGAUCUUGCGUGGAUCGGCGCGCGCCGCACCGUGUUCCAAACACUGGCGAGCAUGUUUUUGCCUGCCCUGACGAUUCACAGCGUGGUGCGGUACAGCGCGCCGCUGUUUUCCAAGUUUUCAAAUAUGCGCGCACGCAGCAUCGGGCCCACCGUGCUGGGUCUCUGCACUGUGCCGUUGCUUCCCGUGCUCUUUGACCACCCCGUAGAGUACGCUGUGGAAAACGCGUUUGACUUGGUUGAACUUAAGGCCGCUGCAUUGCAGGGCGAUGCCGCGGCGCAGCAAUCGUUUGAUAAGAAGUUCGCAGAGAUGAAGAACUCCAUGUUGGGCUCCAAGCCCAAGGUGCAGGAGCCGAAGCGUAUCGUUGACACAAUUCCGUCGGACACGCCGUUGGACGGAAGCACUGUACAAAAGCUUGCUAUUCUCGGCAUCGGUAUAGAUAUGGUAUCGAUGCCGCGGAUGCGCCAGCUCCUUGUUCGCCAAGCCAAGCGCCUUGCUUCUUCACCCUUAUACCGGCCGCUUGCCGUAGCGCCGCGCUAUGCCGACACUGCGUCGCCUGCCGAGUCGCAGGAGCCCAAGUUGCUUGCAGCAGCCGCACAGCACUUUGCGCGGCGCACCUUGUCCAACGCCGAGUCAGACUUUUGGGCCACGUUUGCGGCACAGGCGGGCCAUGAAGACCAUUUGCGUUUCCUUGCAACCAGGUGA
Malassezia vespertilionis is the source of this 993-nucleotide messenger RNA. RefSeq lists its product as uncharacterized. Gene Ontology annotation, biological process: mitochondrial fission. The record is from RefSeq and is a predicted model, not a curated record. Gene Ontology annotation, cellular component: mitochondrion. NCBI's taxonomy places the organism in Eukaryota, Fungi, Basidiomycota, Malasseziomycetes, Malasseziales, Malasseziaceae. The transcript has a single exon. The coding region runs from base 1 to 993 and encodes 330 amino acids.